AUGGCUGAUGUUCGUGCUCUUCUCGCCGCAGAGCGACAGUCACGACGUAUCACUCAUCCUCACCUAUCCUACACGAAAUCCGGCCUAAUAUGUACUCUGUGCAAUCUGAACGUCAAAUCCGAAACACUCUGGGAAGGUCAUCUCAGAAGUGCCAACCACCGAAAAAAUGCCCAAUCAAGUCAAGAAAAUACGAAUAAAGGGGUGAAGAGGAAGAUUGAAGACGUUGAGGAGCCGCAGGAGGAGCAUGAUGAAUUUAUCCCAGAUGCAAGAAAGAAGACUAAGUCACAGCCGGCCAGUACCACAUCACAAAUCACGCAGGAACAAAACCAGGCAGGAACUGGACAUCAGGAGGCAGAUUCCGCUGGCCUAGAUGAGCUGGGCAAAGAUGUGCCCAUCCCAACGGCUGGCCCCACGACGGAUCAGGACAAACUGCAAUCAGAUGCUCAACCCAGCACUCAAGGUCCGGCCGUGGAUGAGGCUGAGUGGGCUGCCUUUGAGGCGGAGGUUGCUCCGCUAGCAGCAGCGCACCCAGAUUAUUCUUCUCAUACGAUAAGUGCAGCACCAGUGACUGCAGCGCAAACGCAGGCGCAGGCGGCUGAAGACGGACGAAGGACGUUGGAACUAGAAGCAGAGGCAGAGAAAGAAGAACAGGAAAGGAGACUGGAAGACGAAUUCGAGGUCAUGGAUGAAAUGGAAGAACGUGUACGCAGACUCCGAGAAAAGAGGGAUGCCCUGAAAAAUGCUGUGAUCGCAGGGAAGGACCCUGGCCAAGGUGACCCUGUAACAGCCACUGACGAUAUCGGAAACGGGACCGCUAACCAGGUUGCGAAGAAGCCUGAGAAUGACAAGGAGGUGCAGGAAGAGCAGGAGGAGGAAGAGGAAGAGGAAGAGGAAGAGGAAGAAGAAGAAGAUGCAGAUCAAGAUGAUUGGUAUGCAUGA
Capronia epimyces CBS 606.96 is the source of this 939-nucleotide messenger RNA. RefSeq lists its product as uncharacterized. Gene Ontology annotation, cellular component: spliceosomal complex; nucleus. The transcript has a single exon. Gene Ontology annotation, biological process: nuclear DNA replication; mitotic DNA damage checkpoint signaling; mitotic DNA replication checkpoint signaling. The coding region runs from base 1 to 939 and encodes 312 amino acids. NCBI's taxonomy places the organism in Eukaryota, Fungi, Ascomycota, Eurotiomycetes, Chaetothyriales, Herpotrichiellaceae. The record is from RefSeq and is a predicted model, not a curated record. Gene Ontology annotation, molecular function: zinc ion binding; nucleic acid binding.